AUGGCGAAGGGUCAUGGGAAAUCCUCUGCCACCUCUGCUACGAAAAAGAAACAUGCUAAAAAGCAUGCUGGUCCGGUAGACGAGCCCAUUCCCAAGGAGAAGAAACCCAAAGGCAAGGACAGGGGGAAGAAAAAAGAACCCAAGCAAAAGAUAUACAUUGCUCCAAUUAAACCAGCCCCCAUCCAACCAGAUCCCCUUGAAACCACUGGUCUCGCGCACAAACUCCCUGCCGAUCUGCUUGUCGUACUACGCAGUUUCAACAAGAAAGCUCAACCCACCAAGCAACGCGCGUUGGAGGAGCUACAGUCAGCAUGGGUCGACAAGUGUCAGAAGGAGGGUGAGGAUAGUCCACUUGUCUAUACGCUGGUGGAGAUGUUGCCAGUGUGGCUGCAUCACAUAUCAGCCCUUUUUAUACAUCCUUCUCGCAGGAUCCGCGCUCUGACGGCCUCGUUGCAUACAUCUUUUCUCCAAAUCUCUCCUGUACGGGACCAGAUCCUCUUCUUCUUACGUGAAACGGCAACACCCUCUCAAUUGGAGAGUAUCCUGGGGACGUGGUGCAUAGCCGCACAUGAUGUUGAUAGGGUAGUCUCGGUUUCAGCACUGAAGGCGUGGAAGGACGCUGUUGGCUCGACUACCCAGAGUCAUCUUGUGUUGGAUGAUGGCCGCCGUGCGUCGCUUGUAGCAUUCGUGCAAAAAACAGCACUGUAUCCUUCUGAGAUGUAUGUACAUCUUAAUCCUGCUCCUCCUGUUCCACCACCACCCCCGCCGUCGAAAAAAACCUCAAUCCCGACGUGGAAGGACGACGGUGAACAAAACUCGCGGACAAAGGGGGAUGAACAAGAAGAGGAUGAACAGGACCGCAAAUCAAGAUUGCGCGUUGGCGCACUUGGUGUCGCUAGAUGGAUCUUGGAAAAUAUUCCAUCGUCGUCUGAAGAUCUCAAGGGGCUUUUACUUGAUCCAGUGCUCUGGACAUCUUUGCAUCAUGCAGAAAAGUGCCCUUGGGCGGCCGUCGAACCCUUUGGAUGGGGCCAACCCAAUGUUCGCAAAGCUGCUUGGGCGCUUGUCCAGACACUUCUUACCACUCAAAAAGGGCAUUUGAAGCCCGUCGUUCCGAUCCUGGGUCCAGCCAUCCUGCGGUCAGCCUGGGUGGAACCGGAUCUGGCCGUACAAACGACCAUGUGGCAACCAUUACUCACCUUUUUGAAGGAAUUUCCAAAUUCCUGGGAACUCGAACUCGAACUCACAGGAAUCAUAGACGAGGAAGGCGAGUCGAGCUCAGAAGACGAGAGGGAGAUGGAUGAGAGAAGUAAACCGACAAAACCAACAUAUGCAUCGACGAUCGGGCGACCCUCGUCUGCUUAUCGAGAAUUCCUCCAAUUUUUGGAAUUGGGGUGUUCGGGAUCGCCGAUGCAAGGCUACCCUACAGUCAUCAUAAUUCUCUCAUCCAUCCCAUCUUCGCUCAUCGCGUCAUAUUCCUCUUCCCCAUUACCCGACCUCUUCAAAUCCUUUUGGGCAGCUAUUGACAGUCGCGCUUUGAGUUCUCUACGCCGAUCAGCAACGUCUGCUGCAUUUCUCGCGUCCCUUUUGGAAUGCAUGGUUUUCUUGCUUAAGAGGCUCAGGAGUGACGAAUCGCGCGACGGGGUUGAUGCUGGAAUCAUCCCGCGUUCAUCCUCAGAAACAGUCGAAGGUCUUGGUCAAAGUUUGGUCAAGCAGGAGUUCACUCGUGUCUGGAAUGAACUGGCUGUUGAGAAGCUGAAGGUCGAGGAGAGGGCUGCCGCGAGACUCUUAGCACAGACGUUGGAGUCUUUAUACGACAUGAACUGGGGACUGUUCAACUCUGCAUGGAGCGCCCUCUCAGAAGCAAUGAGGCAUGCCGAAGAGACGAACUCGAGCAUAAAUUUGACAUUCAGCCUGCUGAAGGUCUUCUACAACCGGUUCAAAGAUGGAACUCCCUUGAAGUUUGCUGUAUCUGAGCUCCUGGUUGAGUUAUUAAUAUCAUCCGUUGACAAAUGCAGGAAAGCAUUCGAUUCUGGUGUACCAAAGAGUGGCAGUAGCCCUUUCGAUGUGCUCGUUGCCGCUCUUGAUCAAUUUAGGGAAGGCUUGUUCUUCGACAUCAGAUUUUCUGAGCCUUUCGAUAACCUACUCUCUGAACAUACCUACAAGUCGUUCACGUUGUCACCGACGCUUGUGCUUUCUUAUCUCCUUCAUCGGAAUGAUGACAAGAAGUCUCUCGGACUCUGGCAUUGCCUCCUUUCAGAAAUAGCUCUACAGGGCGACUUGGCGCUAGAGUCGAUCCCCCCGCUGCUUGCAGCCUCACGACAAGGCCAUCUCCCAACCCAUCUGAAGCCGAAAUUCGACGAACUCGAUGGUUUAUCUGGGGCUCUUCUUGUCAAGGCCUUGACCGGACCUUCAGGAUCGAAUGAAUUAGCCAUCGUACGCCAGCUAUUCCUGUCAUCGGACCAUUUCCUAUCCGAGCCGGGUUUCCUUGCCCUUCUUCGCAGCGUCGUGGAAGCAUUCACUUGGCAGGUCGACUCCGUACUUCGAGGCGACAAAAAGCACGAUGCCUUGUCUUUGCUAAAUUUCGCCCCUUCGUUAGACUUGAUUUCCGCUGUCUUUGCGCAACCUCCCAAAAUGCUGCCCUCGCUGGACGAAUUUGAUGCCUUGCUUCCAAGCAUCUUCUUUUUUGCUUAUCUUCUGCCAUUGUGCCACGGCGUUGAUGACGGUGCCCAUCCUACCUUUGGCGUGGCCCGGGAUCUUUGGACCCAGUGGAUCAAUUUAGCUUCGGUAACACAGAAGGAAAGGGCUGUUGGGGUCAUCAAAGCACAGUUGAAGACAUUCAUCACAGACACUCAAGUUCGGCCACUACCAGAAGAUAUCCUUCAGCUGUUGUCCCAAAACUUGCCUGGGGUCCGGGCCGAGAUUGUCGCUGAGAUAUUCCCAUCGGCCGCAGAAUUAAACGAGAUGCUUGCAGCUAUACCUGCAGAUGCAAUCGAUCCCAGCAUGGGAGUGAUCGAACCACUGAUUCCCCCUGGGUUCUCAGAAAACGAACAGGUUUCUAUUACGGGCGGGACAGACAAACGUGGCUUUUCCUCAUAUGCCCGCAUCGUUGACGCCCUGCUGCGACUAUCCACGCAAGAUCGGAUCCACGCGAAACAAAACCUCUGGGCACUGCGCCACUUCAUCGUUUUGUCUGUCUACGCACGCGAUUUCCAGAGCGUAUCAGCUCCAGUACGUCCAAGUCCAGUCUUUGCUGCCACUAGUGCGUUAGCAGGGGUGGGUGAAGCUUUUGGAAGGGUGGAUCAGAUGACGGCAUACCUCCUUCUUUCCAGUAACGACGAACAAUGGAGGAUUAAAACGCUGAACGCUUUUCUGAGCGGGAUGAAGGAGGAGCUUGUGGGGUUGAGCGCCUUUUUGAUGGACGUGAUUUCUUAUGCGAAAGAAGGUGAUGGUGUGAGGGACACAAGGGUUUUGAGCGUUGUGCUCGAUCGCAUUCUUGGCGACAUUGAUGUGGAAGAGGCUGAUAUGUGGAUACAACUAGCAAGGAAGUUAGAACGUCUUGCACCACAGACUGCGAUGACCAUUGCAGCAGCUAUUGCUGCCACUGGAACUGAACCCCAAAAACUUGACCGCUAUCGCAACGAACUUGCAGCCUCGCUCCUUGGUAUCCGAAGUGAUAUCAACGGGCAGGGGCUGCUGACACUGCGAAAACUAGCCGCAACCGCACCAGAUCCUGACUCAGAAGUAGUAUUUCUGCCACAGGUACGGGCAGUGAACGUUGUCAAAGUAUUUCAGCAGUGGGUUGCGAGCGAUGAUGAAGAUGUUGGAGAGGACGUAGAGAGUGCAAUGAUCCACGUCUACAUUCACCUCACUCCAAUACUCCAAAAUCUGGCCGGCAAUCAUUGGGAGUUCAUCUUUGAUGUUUUGGAAAGCGUACUUGAGAACUCACAAAUCACGGAUGACGAAGCGCUUGUGCCGCUCGCCAAUGCUCUGCGGUUGAUAAUCGUGUUACAGGACCUGACAGUCACUAACAAGCUCCUCAAAGCGGACUGGGAUGAACGUAGUAGCGUGCUAUUGACGAUGGUAAGGGAUAUCGCCCAAAUUAGAUCAGACGCCGCAGCUGCAUCCUUACCACGCUCAACUUGCCGCGAACUCACUUUGUCAAUUGUGCACAAACUGCCACCUUCGCUGAUAGAUCACGAUACAUUAGCAAAUGUUUGCCUUUUCACUCGUCACCCAUGUCAUUUCGUUCACGACGCCGUUUGUCAGAUGUCACAUCUCAUUACAGACUCGUCCGUCGAUGUCCAGAAGAUGGCGUAUCAGCUACUUCGGGUCGCUGCGAGAAAGCGGACAGAAUAUCUAGUCAUCGAAGCGGCAGCGGCCGCCGUCACUGAGGCCGAACGCGAAGAAGAAACGCCUGUGGUACAGGAGAUAAAAGCGGCUGGGUUGAUUCCUGCAGAGCUUUUGGACAUUGUGCAAGGGGAGGCAAGACAUUUCGUCAUAGACGAUGACGAUGACGACGACGAAUUGAGUUUGUUCGGCUGGAUGUUGGGAUGGAUGCUCAUCUUUGAUUUAUUCACGGAUGCGUCCUUCAAAAUUAAAUCGGGCUACGUCGAGCAGCUCAGGAAUUCAAAUCUCAUCGUCACGCAAUUCAUUCCCACAUUGUUAGGUCUCUUGCGACUGGAUGAAGGAUUGCCUAAAGUGUUCAAAUGUGACUCCUGGUUUGUGGAUGAGUUUUACAUUGAACUUUAUGAAACUGGAACACCAUCCAUUACCCUCCGCGUUCUCGCUGCACAUCUCUUCUACCGAGCCCUCCUUUGCGUCCCCUCGCUUAUUCAUACCUGGGUUUUGGACUGCAAAGAUAGACAACUUACAUACUGCGUGACGACCUACACUUCAACAUAUUUCUCACCUGUGCUCAUACGUGCCGAGCUCGCACACGUCCGUUCACCUGAAGCACAGGCCGAGCUGGCGGACGAAAACUUGAGCGUCAAGGUAUCAAUGGCAUUGAACGAGGUCGUGGCUUCGUACCUUGUUGACGAACAUCAGCUGGAGAUAAAGCUCAAGAUUCCAGUGGAUUGGCCUUUGCAUAGGAUUGAAGUCAAGGAUACGAAACCCAGAGGUGUGGAUGAGGAUCGGUGGAGAGCAUGGGUGUUGGCUGUUCAGCAGACGAUUUGGGCUCAUAAUGGGCGCAUAACGGACGGGCUAGGUCUGUUCAAGAAGAAUGUAACAUUGCACUUUGAAGGGCAAGUAGAGUGUGCGAUUUGUUAUUCGAUCAUCAGCGUCAUGGAUGGCAGUUUGCCAAAGAAGCCUUGUAAGACGUGUAAAAAUCGAUUUCACGCGGGGUGUUUAUACAAGUGGUGCAAUUCAAGUCAUUCAUCAAGCUGUCCACUGUGUCGAUCGGAUAUCAUCUAG
Laccaria bicolor S238N-H82 is the source of this 5412-nucleotide messenger RNA. RefSeq lists its product as uncharacterized. Gene Ontology annotation, molecular function: ubiquitin protein ligase activity; ribosomal large subunit binding. NCBI's taxonomy places the organism in Eukaryota, Fungi, Basidiomycota, Agaricomycetes, Agaricales, Hydnangiaceae. Gene Ontology annotation, biological process: rescue of stalled cytosolic ribosome; ribosome-associated ubiquitin-dependent protein catabolic process. The transcript has 19 exons. The record is from RefSeq and is a predicted model, not a curated record. Gene Ontology annotation, cellular component: cytosol; RQC complex. The coding region runs from base 1 to 5412 and encodes 1803 amino acids.